CACCGUUUAUCGCCUUUCCGGGGUCGGGGUGUUUUGCUGAGUCCACACCUCCCUCUGGGAUGCCCCGCUGUCCAACGAACUCCUAGAGACGAAUGGCUGAAUGGAGGCUCUCCCGUGUGUGUCGCCGCGGCCGGCCGCCGUGUCCGGGCUGACGUCGCUGGUGGUUCUCAUCCUGGUCCUGAGCGGACAUCUUGACGCUCUGCGGGUGAUUGCGGGAAACAAGACCGUGGUGCAAGGGGAGAGCGUUAUCUUGACCUGCAAACUUGUGGACUCCACGGAGGAGCUCACCCAGAUCUCUUGGCAGAGGUCGACCAGAGGAAAGCCCCAGAAUAACAAUUUCUUGACGGUCCAGUCCUCCAAUGGACCACUGUUUGUCAAUGGGCGCGAUGAUCAGUUGAAAUUUAUUGGGAGCUUCCGUGAGAAGGAUGGAUCUUUCCAGAUAUCCAAUGUCACAUUGCUGCAUGAAGGCGUCUACUCCUGCAUCUUCACUUUGUUCCCCAGUGGAGCUCACAAGACAACGAUACUUCUUAACGUGCUCGUGCCUCCAGUCACACGUGUGGAAGAUAAUCUUCCAUUUCUGGCUGAUGAAGAAGUUAGCAUUGCUACCUGCACGGCUGCAGGUUCCAAGCCUCCUGCAGAGGUGAGGUGGCUCACCGGUGCUCUGGGAGAACAACUGCGGGCAACAACCAGCUCCACCAACCACACCAACGGUACGACUACCACAGUCAGCUCCCUGCUCGGAGUGCCGACCAAAGACAUCAACAAACGCGUGGUCCAGUGCGUCGUCAGCAGUUCAGCUCUGCUGGAGGAGAAAACCAUGCCCUUCACCAUACAGGUCUACUUUUCACCCAGGGAAGUGAACAUUACCACAAAAUCCAAGGAAACAUUUCAGUGCAUGGCUCAAGCCAACCCAAGUGCAGAAUUAACUUGGAGCAGAUCAGGCCAAGCGUGGCCUCAGUCUGCCGUCCGAGGAGAGGAUGGAACACUACAGUUUCAGAGCAUGAGCUCUGACCUGAAUGGCCUCUACCAUUGUGAAGCAUCUAACCAACAUGGAAGGAACCAUGGUAACCUCUUUGUGCAUGUGACUUCAGGAAGCUGCACCGCUUGUUGGACUUUGUUUGCUAUUUUGCUUUCUGUCAUUAUCAUUGGAGCUGCAGCGUGGUACCUUUAUAAAUCUGGAAAAUUUCCAAGGUCAUUAGGUGGGACAAGCAGGAAGAAGCAGAAGGAUCAAAGUAAUUCCAGGGGAUCCAGCGAAGAGGGACAGAGAGUAAAAGAAGAAGACCCAGAAGAAGAACUUUAAGAAGAAACGUUACAACAGUGACCUCAUUGACGUCCAUGGAAGCGACAAGAUCGUCAGCAAUUGUAUUGCAGGUGAUCUACAAGCUCCACCACACUGUUCACUCGGUGAAUAGGUGCAACAGUCCAGGUGCUGUGUAUCAGUUUGUAUCCCCGUCAGUGCCAGUUAUUAUAUAAUAUAUUUUUAAUUCAAGGUUGUUUUUUUUUAUAUUUCCUGUUUGGAACUGAUUACUCAUUGAGGUCCUCCCAUGUUGACCUCGCCUCAUUUCAUUCCGGUGGGUGGAGGGAGGGAGAAUAAAAAUAACAAUGAUAACAGUAAUAAAUACAUAGUUAAAUAUGUUGACGAUAAAAAACAUUAAUAAAACGUAAUAGAUAAGGAUAAAAUACAUACAAAAAACAGAUAGAUAUACUUCUAUAUAUAUAUAUAUAUAUAUACCACAUAUGGCUGACAGUAUAAAUAUUGUCCCUUUAGUGUUUACAAUGGCACGGCUGCCUGUCUCGUCAAGACUUGCCUAACUACUAAUUGCUAGCAAAUUUUUCCUGUUGCCUGGAGAUUGUCUGCAGAGGACGCAUAUCUGUCUGUGUAAUAGUUUACCGUCAAUAUGGGAAAAAAAACUUGUAAUGUCAAUGUUGAGUUUGCUACAACAGAACAGGUUACUUUGCCGGGUACCCAACUGAGUUUAUUUAUGCCAACACCACCACUGAAAGUACGAUCACACUGAAUUCAAAGCUCAAACUCAAAGCUGCUCAACUUUUGAAACUGCAUAAGAUGGAAUAUAUCUAUAUCUCUAUAUAUUUUAUUCUAAUUCAUACAAAGCCUAACCUAAAAGCAGUAUGUCUACUUUGAAAUGUUUCUACAACUGCAAACAGUUUGUAUUAUGCAGUAACCACAAGUGGUUACUACUUUUACUUACUUUACAAGUAAUUAUUUUUAAUACAGUUAGUACAGUUCUUUCAAUAAGUUUGAAGUAAUGUGUUACCUGUUGUGUUAGCUUCUGAACUGCAUUAAGACAGAAGUUAGCAAUGAAGCUCUACGUUCCAAUCAAAAAACAUGUAUAAUAUGAAAAGUUACACUGCAUCUCCAAAAUGCAUAUUCCUGUUAUACUGUCUCGUGUGUUUACAGUUGAUUUGUGUAAGAAACGCACAUCCAGGUGCACAAUGGACAUGUUUGCUCAGAAAAGGUGUUUUUCAGAGCUAGCCUAAAGUAUAUAGCCAAGCUAACACCUCUGUGAGUAAACAGGCACAACCUAUACCUUUAGCUUAAUGCUAAUAUUGCGAAGCUAACAUACUCACAAUCCCAGUGUAACUACGCUAAAGUUUAGGAGCUAACCUGUGCACCUCUAGCUGGUAAGCAUGCUUGUUAACAUUUGAUAUUUACCAGUGUGUGACCGGCACAGCCACACAGUUAGCAUUGCUAAAAAAUGAGCGAUUACUGCAAUCAAUUUAAUUAUCGUUAAGACAAAACCGAAAAUAUCUAUCUGCUAAUGGCACUAGAGGAAACAUUAAGAGGUACAGGAUACAUCAUCAAGGGGCCAUGAAUGUCUACACCCAAAUUGGUGUAGGCCUAGACAUAGUUUUCCUGGAUGAAAACCAACUACAGUUUAUUCAAUCCAUCCACAAUUUGAGGAUCACUGCAGACACUGGGAUUCAUCCUGUGGACAAGAAACUGUCAAGUGAAUCAAACCAAGUGUUCGACUGACCAAAAUAUAGUUUUAGUUAUAGUCUUAGUCCUGAUUAGUCUGUAGGCUUGGCUUUAAUCAUAUUUAUUCAAACUAAUUCUUCUGAGCUUUAAUUAUACACAAGUUACAUAUUUUUAACUGUUGUACUUAAAUCUUUAUGUAUCUGAUUUUCCAGUCAGUUUAGGGUGUGGGUCAUGGCGAGACCUUUAAAACUAAAGCUGCAACAGUAUCUCUUUUCCACUAAUUCAAUUCCUACUUGUUGAUAUACUACACUUCAUAGCAGCAGCACAAAGUGCUUUAUGUAGUACUUAAAGAUACAGUAUGAAUAAGUGAAUGUGCAUUAAACAACCUUUAAUUUGCCCAAGAUUUGGCAAUAAUAGAAUCAUGUUUAAAGGGCAACUUUAAACUUAAAAGACAUUUGAAAACAUUUUGAAAAUGAAAAAAUUUAAUAAAAUCUGUCCGUGCGGAGAAGUGAGUCUACCAGACAUCUGUAGCCUGCUCCUUAUGUUUUUUAAGUUUACUGGUUUGAGCUCUUUCAUACAUGCUUGGUCUACGUGAACCACUACUAACAUAACACCCAAAUUUCUGACUGAACUAUCGGAAGCUGAGUUGCAUUGUGGGUCUUUUUGUUGUUCUAAAGCCUUAACUCAUCAUGAUCAGUGUGUUGUGUGUUCAGUUAUUCACAUUACAUUUUUUUCAUUGAAGUUUUUAGAGUAGAAGAGACUUUACCAAUGCAGUAAUUUUCUCACAAAUGUUUUUUUUCCCGUGUGGUGUGUCUUUCCAUUUCAGUCUUGUUCCAUUGCUUGUUUUUAAAUUACAUUGACUCAAGUAGUGAUGACAUUAAUUGCCUUCGCGUGCACUUGUAUCCUCAUUAAAGUAAGUUAAACAUUA
Messenger RNA from Scophthalmus maximus (turbot), 3866 nucleotides. Its product is annotated as nectin-1. Gene Ontology annotation, cellular component: adherens junction. NCBI's taxonomy places the organism in Eukaryota, Metazoa, Chordata, Actinopteri, Pleuronectiformes, Scophthalmidae. Gene Ontology annotation, biological process: homophilic cell-cell adhesion; heterophilic cell-cell adhesion. The coding region runs from base 101 to 1300 and encodes 399 amino acids. The transcript is spliced from 8 exons. The record is from RefSeq and is a predicted model, not a curated record.